Molecule: messenger RNA, 7072 nt
Organism: Patiria miniata (bat star)
Lineage: Eukaryota; Metazoa; Echinodermata; Asteroidea; Valvatida; Asterinidae
Exons: 22
Coding region: 11-4327 (1438 amino acids)
Biological process (GO): protein phosphorylation; intracellular signal transduction; negative regulation of glycogen biosynthetic process
Cellular component (GO): nucleus; cytoplasm; cytosol
Molecular function (GO): protein serine/threonine kinase activity; ATP binding
Source: RefSeq, a predicted model, not a curated record
CCAAACAAAAAUGGCGGACGAAUCAAACGGACUAGAGAACUCCCCCAGCCCUCUUCGGCCUCAUUCUGCCGACAGUGAUGUCCUUGGAUGUCACAGUCCCUUCAAGAGAGUGAUGUCUCUUCCUGAUGGUUCUCCAAGGAGGUCUCAGCAGCAAGUUCCACAGAUCUCAUCUCCAGUCCGUUCUGACUCUCCUUGGCGUACAUGGUCACCAUCAAGAACAAGACAAGGAGCGUAUGCUGGAUUUGCAUCACCAUUGGGCCGUCUACCAUGGGCCAGUCAGAAUCUGUCCAAGUCUCUGGGAGGAGGGAUGCGGCAAGGAGACCAGUUUGGUACUCCAUCUUACCCCUCGCCCCUGGACAGGAUACGAACAGGAAAGAGAGAGAAGGCAGCCCAAGUUGGCUUAAGUCAGUCGCUCAAUGCCUCAGUGGAUCUCAACAAGUCCUUGCCAGCAACGUUUGAAGUCAAACCAAAAAAGGAGGAAUGUUCAGUCAAGGAACCUGUGUGUACUCUGGACAAGUUCAAAGGUGAUGGCUUGGAUACAUUCAGCUUCUCAGCUGGUCUGUCCAAGGGAAGCUUUGCUCCGUCCCCUACCCCUCAACUCAACAUGUCCCUUGGUCAGUCAUGGUCCUUCUACAACUUUGUUGGAGGUGGUCAAAUGGGGGCGUCCUUCCCUAAUACUGUGCGGAAUCCUAACAAGGCUAUCUUGACAGUUGAAGCAAAGACUACAAAGAUCCUUGUUGCCAAUGAAAUGGCUUGUGAGUUGUUCUGCUACAGUGCCAAGGAACUGGUUAGCAUGAAGAUGUCGAGUUUAUUAUCUGUCAACGAUCGCAAACAACCUGAGGUGCUGUGUGAGCAACACCUGGACAGUAAUGGGGAAGUUGUCAUGGUGUCUGGCAAAGUGUUUGAUGCAGUUGACAGCAACGGUCUGGUCAUUCCCGUCUCUCUUUGGAUGAAGAAACUCACAUCAGAUGACAACCCUCGAUGUCUUGUCGUCAUGGAACCAGUAGAAAGAAGUUCUGCCCACUUCUCCUUUGAUAGCAAGGGUCACGUUGUUGAAGCAGACCAUCAGUUUGCAUAUCUCUAUGGUUACCCCUCCAGCACGGACGUGAUUGGUUUACACAUCAAGCAGUUGAUUCCAUCCAUUCUUCUACCUCCCUCUGGUACAAGACUUCCAAAGGAAGUCAAGAAACAACGAAUCACUGGGCGGACCAAGGAUGGGAUAAGCUUUCCCAUGAGUCUUCUGAUCAAAAGUCAGACUCCCGCUUCUAUCCCAGAAGAAGGCGAAAAUGGAACGGAGGAAAAGCUUCUAGAAGGAGAAGAUCAAUACAAGGCAGUUGGAAUGACCUACCAAACCAGUGUCUGGGUCUUCACUAACAUCAGCGGCAUGAUUUCAUUCCAUCAAGACGGUUCCAUUCAUAGCGUCAACAACAACUUCUCGCUCAUGCUGACUGGCUACUCACAGCAAGAACUGGUUGGGGAGCACAUUACUAGUCUCAUGCCAGAUUUCUAUGAACAUUUGGAUCUGAUUGAUGAAGGCUCCAUGCCUCUACCACCGUUUGAUGAUGAGGAUGAUGAGUUUAUUCCUUACCCUAGUCGUCCAUCAUCAGAACCGUUGAUACGUCCUGACAGUUGGCAAUCGCAUCCAGAUAAUGUUCUGCGUCAAGUCUCCUUAGAUCCAAGUGCCUUGACCUCCUCAGCCUACAAUCCCAUGGCAGCUCAGUUUCAGGAUGCUCAUCGAGCAAAAGAAGAGAAUGCAACCAACUUAGCCAAGUCAUCAUUGAGUGAAAGCUGUGAGUCUGAUACAGGAAGGAUGUCAACUGAAGGGAAAGGAGGCGUCAGGGAUCUCAUACUGCCUGAUCUGGUCUUAGACAGACCAUCAACAGCUGAUCUCAUCAAUGAAGCAGACAGGAUCUUCAAGACUAUUGACGGGAUGAGUCUUAAGGACAUCCAUCGAUCUGAGAGUGCUUCCACUAACGAGCUUCUUGAGAAUGUCCCUACAGUGAUUGAAGAAUGCGAGUCAGAUGACAGUAACCAAAGUCCUCACAGGUUUUUAGGAGUGUCACCCCCUGGCAGUAGCCACGCUAGUAUGGAAGUAAAUUUCAGUGGAACUCCUGACGGUCUCAGCGAUAUCUCCUCCCUUGGAUUUGAGUCUUCGGAACGAGGCAGCAUCAGUGAAGACAUCCUCGUAGGCGAAGACUUCUUUAAGAAAAGGAACGCAAACUCCGACUUGACAACGCAGAGGGUCUGCAAUCUCACAGCACAGAAGCUACGAGAGCACAUUCUCUCAGAGGAAAGGUUGCGAGUGACAGCAUGGGAUGAGGCAGAUGAAGAUGAGUUGAAGAACAAAGAAGAAGCAGAUGAGGAGAAACAACCUGAGAGUGAUGGUGGAGAGUCAAGAGGGGCUACUCAAAGAAAAGAAGAUGCUAGCACCCCUGCAACCAUUGAGGCAGAUACUAAACAAAGCUCUGAAGAAAGUACUGAAAAUACCAAGAAAACCCCAGACUGCAUCACUGACAACCAAAUUCCUGAUGACAAACGACUUCAAGAUCAGGAAAAGGUGCCAGAAGAAAAUGCAAGUACAGUUGUGCCUCCAUUAAGGAACUUAGCAAGGAGGAGUGUUGACUCAUUAUCAGACUCAGAUCCUCAGAGUCCAUCACGAUGCGAUGAUGGUUCAUCAAUUCAUAGUGAGGAAGAGGUUUUAACAGCUAGGCGAGUAAGCACAGGUUCCUCAGGAGGGCAAUCCAAACCGAAAAUCAGCUCCAAACUCUUAGAGAAAAGUGUCAGUUUUGAUGAAGGACAUUCAGAGAUAAGCUCCGAUAAAAGGACACUUGGGAACAGGGUGGACUCCACACCGCCGGGAGUGCCCAAGGAAGCGUGGAGCUUCACUGAAGAAGAAUCAGUCAAUCCUGUCAACAACAACAAUGUAAACAUAAACAACAGCAACAUUCAGUCAGAUAGAACACCAGCGAGACUGCCGUACCAGGAGAGUAUCGAGAGAGCAUUGGGUCUAGCGACAUCAACUCCAGGUGAUAAGUACAUGAGGCAGACGUCGCUACCUCCGAUACCUGAGGGAAGUUUUACAGGUCAAUGCAAGCACAGAGAUGGUUCUUAUCUUGGUAUUAUUUUCCAAAUCAAGUGUGUAGAGCUAGACGACAAUCGCACCCUUUACUGUAUGUGGAUAUCUCGUGAUCCCUCGGAUCCUGGAGAAGGAGGCCGUUGUACAUCCAACCUGACACUAGCAUCCAGUUUUAGUAGCACCUUCAAUGCAUCCAUCAGCGCACUCAGCCUUGGAGAGGUAGUUGCAGCCAAAGCCACUAAUCAGAGCACAUCCUCGUGUUCAGAAGAUGAAGACAUCAGUCUCAGCAGAGGUCCUUAUGAAGAGAAAUACACAACGUUACUAUCCAUCGGUAAAGGAGCAUUUGGCUUCGUCAAAAUGGCCACCAGAAAGCAAGAUGGAACAUUGGUGAUUGUCAAGUUUAUCCGCAAAGCCAAGAUUCUGAAGGAGAAUUGGGUGACUGAUGAAGAGUUCGGUCGAGUUCCAUUGGAGGUUGCUAUGCUACUCCGAUUCAAUCAUCCAAACAUUGUCAAGGUCCUCGACUUCACAGAGAAUGAAGACUUCUUCCAGAUGAUCAUGGAGAAACAUGGUUCGGGUAUCGAUCUAUUUGAGUUCAUCGAUCGUCAGCCUAUUCUGGACGAGGCUCUGGCUAGCUACAUGUUCAGACAGGUUGUUUCUGCUGUUGCCUUUCUCCAUGACAAGAAUAUUCUGCAUCGAGACAUCAAAGAUGAGAAUUUAAUCAUAGAUGAGCGAUUCCACAUCAAACUGAUUGACUUUGGUUCCGCGGCUUACAUGGCGCCAGGCAAACUGUUUGGUACGUUCUGUGGGACGCUGGAGUAUUGCUCCCCUGAGGUGCUGCUGGGCAACAAGUACAAAGGUCCUGAGUUGGAGAUGUGGGCCAUUGGAGUCACCUUGUACACACUCAUAUUCCAGGAGAAUCCAUUCUACGAUGCGGAGGAGAUCAUACAGUCCAUCCUCAAGCCUCCCUUUGGAGUUUCCAAUGAUUUGAUGCAGCUGAUAGCAUGGUUACUCCACCCGGAACCGGAAUGGCGAUGUACGCUGCGUGAUAUGCAGAAUCAUCACUGGAUAACGCAGCCAAUUGAUAUGUCCAAGUAUUCGUGGGAAAGCGUGUUACCACCAGAAGGUCGUAGGAGUGCAACUUCCGGCAGCUUCGAAGAUUGUGAUGCCCCCCUGGAGGAAGAAGAGAAUGAUUCUGAUCGUGACAUCAUGUUAAGCAGUGAGCUGUUGAAAUGCCUGGGUGUAGCAGACUAAGGAGAUUAAGAGACUACUGUAGAGGAGUGUUGCAAUGUAUUGGUCCCCUAGACUGGCAGAGGAAGAGCCAGAUAUUUCAUAUUCAUGUAAUACUAAUGCUAGUGAGCUGUUGAAAUGCCAGGUGAAUCAUAACAGGAAAAUGAAAAUAGUCAUGACACAAAGUUGUCUUGACAAAAAGAGCCAAAACAAGACAGCAUUGUAACUUUCAUAGGGUGGUUUCGUGUGUGAAUUUUCUUGAAAUUCAUACGACAAGGUUUAGAAAACAUGCAGAGGGGACAAAGACAAUCGUGAAAACACAAUUUGUUUAUUUAUUCAGAGUCCAUAUACAUGUAAGUUAUGGACAAUUUGAAAUUUUUCUGAUUUAUUUUCUUAAGGUUUAAAUACGAUUUUUAGGGAUUUCAAAUCCCAGUGUGCUGUGACUUAAAACAUUGACUGAAAAAGGUCUCUUUUCCUGUUUUUAAAAAGGAAACAUUUUGUGUGUAAUAAGGUAACAUUUACAAUACCUCUUUGUCCAAUUUAUUUAAAUUAUUUGUUGACAACUUUUCUAUAAAAUGCUGUUGGAUGAAGCUUAUCAAUUGACCUUAUGACUAUGAAACAAUUCCUACUGUUGGUCAUUCCCUAUUUUGUUGGCAAGAUAAGUUUUAGAAGGAUUUUUUUGUUAUAGGGUGUCUUUCUGUUCAUUUUAAAAGGCAAUGAACAUAUUCCAUGAUUUGUGGCACAUAGUAAUGAGUAACCAUUUAAAAGCAUUAUAUCUUAAAAACCAAAGCUAAACAAAAUUGAAACAAGAUGUUAAGUUAAUGAAAUUAUAUUUUGAAGUACGCAUAUAUUUCAAGUGUGUAUUUGAAUAGCACCGUUCUUGUACAUAAAAGUGUGUGUUUGUGUGCCAAAGGUGAGCUUUUUUUGUGGGUCAGACAAAGCUGUCGUCCCUUAAUCUUCACAGGAUUUGAAAUAUUUCUGUAAAUAUUUGGUUAAUUUAUUCUGAGGGUGUGAACUUAAAAAGAAAACUUGACUUUGCAAGAACUUGUCUUUUUAAUGAGAGUAUUUAUUGUACAGAGAUUUCAAGAACACUUUUUGCACAGGACGUCAUUCUGAAUAUAAAGUAUUGAUAUGUAAAUAUCUUAUGUAAUCUUUUGGUCGUGUUUUUAGAUGUUUAUGUGGAUAAGUAUCAAUUUACUUUGCCUAUUUGUUCAUUCAUAGAUAUUUUAUCCAGGCAGUAAUGUAUUGACAGAUGAUGCUUGGUAAGGUAUGUAAAACCAUACAUUUGCUGGUUGUGUGUAUCAACAUUUUAUUUGUGGAAUGACGAACAUUUGUACAUUAAUUCAUCAAAUUUUGAGAAAUUUUCUCUGUGUGGCAACAGGUCAAAUUCUUGAUGAAAUAAUCAAGAUGUUAUCUUAACCAUUGAGGGCUCCUUUGCGCAUUUAUUAACUGAAAUGGACAACCCUCAUCAAAGAUAACAAUAAAAUAACUAAAUCGAAUUUCUCCUAAUUGAAGGAAAAUACUUAACAUGAAGGUUGCUCCGUAAAACGAUUUUGGGAGAAUAUUUUGUUAGUAGACUUUGGAACUACUUGUGAAUUUUGAGUGUUGAGUUUGUGUGUGACCCCACCACUAAGAAACAAGAUUGUGUAAUAUAUUGGUCAACCAAUGUGACUUUAUUCAUAUUUGUGUGUGGAUCCAAACAAUGCAAGGUGUAGGAUGAACUUCAAGAGUGAAUAUUUCCAAGGAAUUUAUUUUGUGCUAAUUCCCAAUCCUCUUUUAAGUGUAUGAAAACUAAUUGACAUCCCUUUUUGGUUAAUUUUACUGAAAGUGCUCUUCCUUAAACAUUUAAAUUUCUCCAUGCUUUUCCAGACAACUGAGGGCGCUCUUGCUGUGAUGUCAUUUCACCAAAGCACUAUUCAUAUUGGAUGUUUUUUCUGUUGAAUUGUGAACCCAAAAAUGUACUCAUUGAAAACAUUUGUGAGAAAAGUUUGCUCAUUGGCUUACUGCCAUGAAUCGACACAACAAAUUACUUAAAGAAAAGAAAGUUUACGACAGCAAAAUAUCCAAAAUUCUGCCAACUUUUUGUGCAUAAACCAAACUACCCUCGAAAAUGGCAAAAUGAAAAUUGAAAAUAAUGUUAAAUGCAACAAAAAAGUGCAUUUAUAAAAAUAGCAUUAAAAAAUAACAUUUCAUGGGCCUUUCGGUAAUAUACUUCAAGAAAUUUGUACCAAAAAAAAAAAAAUUCAAUUACAUGAAGGUGUGGUGAUGUGGAAAAAUCUGCGUGCAUUUGCAGCUUUUUAACAUUUUGGGUUUUGAUUCAUAAUUACUUUAUUGGUUACCAUGGUUUGUAUGGAAUGGAAGCGAAGGGAUAUUUCUGUUCAAUAUCUGCACUUGGACCAUCAGCAUCAGCAACAUUGCCAGCAUUGUAGUAAUGUCUCAUUUGUUGCAGUGUGGAUUGCAUAAAAGUUUGAAACUAACAACUAUCAUUACGAACAACUUCCUUCAAUAAUCUCAAGCAAUGACACUCCUUACACGUGUCCAGACUUAGUUGAAUAUAAUAAUUUUAAGAUUAUUUUAGAAUUAUUUAUUUUACUACGGCACAAUUGGUUCAGUACAGCAACACAACAGACCUCUCACUUGCAACAUUAAAUGAAGUAUUUCCUCAAUGUUUGGUUUAUUCAAUACAUUUUAAAUUGUUUGUAAUAUGUCACUUAAAGGUUACAAUUCCUGUAAAUGAUGCCGAGUUGGAGUUAAAAAUUGAUGACAGCA